Cuscuta europaea is the source of this 1932-nucleotide messenger RNA. Lineage: Eukaryota; Viridiplantae; Streptophyta; Magnoliopsida; Solanales; Convolvulaceae. The record is from the annotation of a GenBank genome assembly.
GGAUUCGCCAAUCUGCAGCAGGUGUUCGUGUUCAAACUCUUCACCGAGGCGCCCUCCUCGAACAAGGGGUGGAAGGACCGGUGGUGCAAUGUGAAGCUAGCCGAGAGCCCCUUCCCGAGGGAGCUGCGUGACCGCUUCAGGAGGCACGAGAAGAGGAGGAGCGCCGCCCUCGAGAAAGAUGGCAGGAUUCUGGCCAUGGUCCCGGAGGGCCGGGACAAGAAUAUCUCCAUCAAGGAUUGCACCAAAGAAGCAGAUCUCUACACCCUCGGGUUCCGGCGGUACCGGUUCCUGGGGGAAACUGAUGAGAAGUUCCCAGUGUUUGAGGGAGCCUCCGGAGGUAGUAGUUGAGGGCAUUCUCACCCUCAUCUUAGCACGUUUGUUCAUUUGUUUUGUUAAUCCUUUAUGCCUUAGUAGUGACCCCUCGAUCCUAACCCCUCAUUUUUUUUUUGCAGGUGUUCCAGUAAGUAUGAUGAACGUCAAAGGCCUCGCCCGAUUCAAGAACAAACCGGCCAAGGAUCCGAAGGGGCCGGACGCAGGUGGCCAAAAGCCCGUCGGUGCGCCCCUCAAAAAGCCUGAGGGCGAUGCUGCUGCGGCUAAGAGGAAGCCGUCGGCAAAGGAGCCCCCCCCCCAAGCCCCCAAAAAGUUAAAGAAGGGGGAUGCCGCGAAGGAUGACCCUCCGGUGGUGAUUAUAGAUGACCCUCCGGAGAUGCCGACGGCGCAGGUGUCGAGGGGGGUCCGGGAGCCAUCUCUCGAGGUCCUCACGCUCUCCCUUCCGGCUGGCACGGCCGUGUUGAAUGGCACGGCUGACCCGAGGGCGCUCCUGAGAGGUAUAACCCUCGAUAUCGACAGGGCAGCUCUCGGGGCCGAUGAUGAUCAAGCCCUUGAAGACAGGAUCCUCCGGUCUUCCCUCACGAUGAACUUGCGUUGCCCUCGGGGAGCAGUUCCGACGGCUGGAGGAAUGGCGCCUCCACAAAGCUAGGCAAGACGCCAAGAUGAAGGAGCUGAUCCUUAGGGACUCCCAGGCCACGAAGCUGAUGGCCCAGCUUGAGGAGGACCUCCGGCUUGCGAGGACGGAGGCCGAGAGGCUCAGGGAGGAGAAGGCAGAAGCUGAGGCGGCCGCUGCGGAGGCCGCAAGGAGAGCAGCCGAGGAGGCCGAGGCCACCAAGGCGAAGGCUGUCGCCACAGCCCGGGAGGAGGCCAUCUCCGGGUUCCUGGACGGGGGGUGGAAGACCGAGGGGCACAAGGCAUGGUUGUCUUCGGUUGUUGAGGCCUCGGUUGAUGAAUGGUCCGAGGGCCCGGGGGAGGAGUGGAUGGCCCGGAAGGGUAAGCAGUAUUAUGAUGGGGGUGAGUUCUUCACUCAAGCCCUCAUCUACCGGAGGAUGGCCCGCCAUCUGAAGGUUGAGCCGAAGGACUUUGAUCCGGCGGCGUACGGGCUCCCCCCUCUGCAGCCAGAUAUCCGUGUCCCUCUCCCCCCUGAUGUCGAGAGGCCAGACCUGGAGGAUUCCGAGCUCCGAAGGGAAGCCGAGGGCGACGAUCCUGAGGCCGAUGCAGAAGUUUCCUCGAAGCCAUCGGGGGAGGCCGCCCCGGGGAAUGACAUGAUUUGAUAUGUAUUCUGUAAUUUGAACAAUUUUGUAAUAGCCUCGGCCUAACAUUGUAAUAACUAUAUUCACUCUUUGUUGUGAUGAAUGAUUGAAUGCCUUCGGGUUUUGUAUAUAUAAAUUGUUUUCUCCAAUUCCUUCCUUCUUGAAUGUAUGCCUCCGCUUUCCUUGAGUGUGUGCCUUCGGUAUUUUUGAAUGUAUGUCUAGGACUUAGAAUAUUUUUCGAUUGUAGCUUGCCCUUGGAAGCCUUCGGUAGUUGGGCACCCUCUGCUGGAUAUGCAACCGAGGGUUCAGCAGCAAUUAGGACUUAGAAAAUUUUCUAAGUGUAGCACAC